Molecule: messenger RNA, 330 nt
Organism: Plenodomus lingam JN3
Lineage: Eukaryota; Fungi; Ascomycota; Dothideomycetes; Pleosporales; Leptosphaeriaceae
Source: RefSeq, a predicted model, not a curated record
AUGCACAUCUCACUCUAUUCCUCCCGCCUACACCAGGAGGCAGCGAAGCAUACCGAACUGGACUUCUACCGCGCCACGCUUUAUCAUCUAGUACACGUACCGGACCCCUCGACACACCCGCCACAUGCACAUGGCGAUCACCCAGCGGCAGCGGCAGUGGCAGUGGCAGCGGCAGCGACGGCGCACGUACUCGUGUCAAUGACACCGGCGUACCCACUUGCCCAACGGCCAUGUGCAUGUGCUGCGACACCAGCGCGCGAGCUGAGUGCUGCGGCCCACGCGUUCUUGAAGCAGUGGUACGUGUAUCGAGGGUUAGGACAGGGAGCCUAG